Molecule: messenger RNA, 5911 nt
Organism: Eublepharis macularius
Lineage: Eukaryota; Metazoa; Chordata; Lepidosauria; Squamata; Eublepharidae
Gene: MRTFA
Product: myocardin related transcription factor A
Exons: 15
Coding region: 1-3360 (1119 amino acids)
Biological process (GO): smooth muscle cell differentiation
Source: RefSeq, a predicted model, not a curated record
AUGUUGGACAAAACUAAAACCCUUCAGCCCACUUAUGGUGUGAUUAUUCCACUUCCAGAAAUUGUGGCAAAACAAGGAAAGAAUGUAGGAUUGGGUCAGGAUUCUUACCACAACUUGCGGGAAGUGCUACAGUUGAAGCUCCAGCAGCGACGGACACGUGAGGAGCUGGUUAGCCAAGGGAUCAUGCCUCCUCUGAAAAGCCCAGCUGCAUUUCAUGAACAGAGGAGGAGUUUAGAACGGGCCAGGACAGAGGACUAUCUGAAACGGAAGAUCCGGUCCCGGCCAGAGAGAUCAGAGUUGGUGAGAAUGCACAUCCUGGAAGAGACAUCUGCUGAACCUUCCCUGCAGGCCAAGCAGCUGAAGUUGAAGAGGGCCCGGCUGGCUGACGAUCUCAAUGAGAAGAUUGCCCAGCGGCCAGGCCCUAUGGAGUUGGUAGAGAAGAACAUUCUGCCUGUGGAAUCGAGCCUGAAGGAAGCUAUCAUCGUGGGGCAAGUAAACUACCCAAAGGUAGCAGAUAAUUCCUCCUUCGAUGAGGACAGCAGUGAUGCCCUGUCCCCAGAACAGCCGGCCAGCCAUGAAUCCCAGGGGUCUGUGCCAUCCCCAAUGGAAGCUCGGGUUGGUGAAUUGCUUCCCACCCCCACAGUGGUAUCCCCUGCUCAGGUUGUGUCUCAGUUAAAAGCCAGUGCAGAUCCUUGUGAGACACCUUUCCUGCCUGAGCAGCCACCGACUCCCCUGCCACCGCUGCCACCUCCGGUGCCUCCUAAUCUCACCAAUGGAGUUGCGUCUCCUGCUGCCAAACCACUUCCAACUCUUAUUAAGCAAAGCCAGUCCAAGUCCACCUGUGAAAAAUCCCAGCGCAGCAAAAAAUCCAAGGAACUGAAGCCGAAAGUCAAGAAGUUGAAAUACCAUCAGUAUAUCCCACCAGACCAAAAGCAAGACAAAGGAGCCCCUCCCAUGGAUUCCUCUUAUGCCAAAAUCUUGCAGCAACAGCAGCUCUUUUUGCAGCUCCAGAUUCUGAAUCAGCAGCAGCAACAGCACUACAACUAUCAAACCAUCCUACCAGCUCCACCAAAGCCUCCUGGAGAGCAGCAGAGUGGCAGUAGUGCCCCGCCCAUGCGUAGUCUCUCUACAGCUGUCAGCAGUACCUCUUCUGUUUCUUCCAGUUCUAACGGGUUGAUGCGUCAAAACAGCAGCACUCCAGCAGGCAAGCCAGGAACACUCCCUACUAAUUUGGAUGAUAUGAAGGUGGCAGAGUUGAAGCAAGAGUUGAAGCUGAGGGCACUGCCAGUGUCGGGUACCAAGACAGAUCUCAUCGAGCGGCUCAAGGCCUAUCAGGAGCAGAAUGGUACAGCUGGCCGUGCAACCACUGCUCCAAAGCCCAACUCGGCAAUUCUCCCCAAAGCUGCUGAAGUGGUGGUAGCCUUCCCAGCUGCGAGGCUGGGGACAGGGCCAGCGCUGGUUAGUGCGGGUAUCACUUCAGCAGAGGUGGUUGUGGCCACAGUCGCUGGCAAUGGUGUGAUGAAGUUUGGCAGCACAGGUUCCACUCCUCCUGUGUCUCCCACUCCCUCUGAGCGCUCGCUCAUCAGUGGUGGGGACGAGAACUCAGCCAGUGGGGAUGCCUUUGGAGAGAUGGUAACUUCUCCUCUGACUCAGCUUACCCUGCAAGCGUCACCAGUGCAGUUUCUGGUGAAGGAAGAGAGCUCCAAAGCCUCCAGCUGUAAUUCAAAUCCCAUAUCUAGGAUGGAGCCCUGCAUCAACCGCAUCAAAGACAUGGAGACCCAGGACAAAGACCAAAUGUUGCAGGAGAAAGAUAAGCAAAUCGAGGAACUCACACGCAUGCUAAAGCAGAAGCAGCAGCUGGUAGAGAUGCUGAAGCUGCAGCUGGAGCAAGAAAAACGGUCUCAGCAGCCUCUGCCAACCGCAGUGGUUGAGGAGGAAGGCGCAGCUCCAGGCCCAGAGCCGCCAGCUUUUGGCACCCACAUCAAGAAUGAAAAAAGAUUUGUGAGUUGCCAAUCUGCAGGGCAGCCCAGCUGCUCACCUGACCAAGUAAAACCCACACAGACCACUAGCCAAAUGGACACCUCGGAUUCAAGCUCUGUGCCAAAGAAAGCAGUGAUUGUGAAGCAGGAGGUCCCAGCAGCUGCAACUGAGUCGUCAUGUCAAACCUCCCGUUUUUUCCUUGGCCAGCAAAGUGGAGGCUUGAGUGACCUCAUCAAAGGAGCACCUCCCCCUACACUCAUCACAGAUUCCACUGGUACUCACAUAGUGCUCACAGUGACCAAUCACAAUGCUGAGAGGCAGGGCCUCUCGCAUCAGGAGAAAGUGGAAAGUGGUUCCUUACCACUGAAGGGAGUCUCAUCACCUUCUGUGAAAGCAUCAAACCAGCAACCUGUAAGCAGCUCUCAGCCAUCUGCGCAGCAGGCGCCAAGUGAGCCUGUCAAGAAGGGUCAGAAGCCAAGUCCUCCAGUGGUCACUGAGCAGUUCCCUCAGACAGUCUUGUCUUUCUCAACAUCUCCCAACUUGCAGCCCUUCUACCUGAACGGCUUCCACAAAGGACCUUUGAAAGCCAGUGUUCCCGGCAGAGCUGGCCAGCCCAGUGUACCCCCAAAGCUUCUCUCACAGCAAGGAUCUCCAUCUCCUCCAUCUCCCUCCCAAAUGGAACUUGAACAGCAGAACUCCAGUUUCUUUGCUACUCCGCCACCAUUGCCUCUCCCUGCUUCCUCAGUGUUGAUGAAAGAACCCCCAGGUUAUGAAGAGGCUGUGAAGCAACAACCAAAGCCCCCUGAGGAGAAUGGCUGUUCAAGUCAGCAGAUGGAUGACUUGUUUGACAUUUUAAUUGAACACGGAGAGAUUUCCGCUCAAUUUAAGGAGCAGUCUUCCCCAUCAAGGAAAGAUACCAGUGUUUCUCCGGGAUGUCCUUCUCCAUCCAACAGCCACCAUUCCUCAGAGCUCUCCCUGCAGGUAUCCUUGGGCCACACCAGUUCAGUUAAUCCUUCCCCAGCAGGCAGGCUGGAAGACUUCUUGGAGAGCAGCACUGGUCUCCCCUUGUUGACAGCUGGCCCUGAUGGACCUGAGCCUCUGUCUCUAAUUGACCUCUACAGUGAAAUGCUAAGCAGUUCAGCUAUCCUGGACCAUCCAUCUUCACCUAUGGACACAUCAGAAUUGCACUUUGCCCCUGAGCCCGCUGGGGGACCAAGUUUAGACUUGGCUGAGGCUAAUUUGGACAGCAUGGAUUGGUUGGAGCUGCCAGGAGGGCCAGUGAUGAGUCUCACCCCCCUCAGUACUGCAACUCCUAGCCUCUUCUCCACAGAUUUCCUCGAUGGACAUGAUCUGCAGUUGCACUGGGAUUCUUGCUUAUAGCUCUCUAAGCAUGCAGACUGAAGGGAGCAGUACGGGUGGGUGUAGUAUAUGGGUGGGAGCUUAAGUGAAAGUGUCAGUCUACCUUAAGAUUCCCAAAUUACAACCUGCUUUUGUGAAAUUAGACAGCAAAGGGCAAUCACCCCGAGAUGUCUUAUGAAUGAUGGUUCAACCUCUGGCAAGCCACCGCCAUCCUCAAGGCCUGUGGUGAGAUCAGGCAUGGCCCCUUCCCUCCAGUGGUCUGUCGCCAGCCCAAGUUGUUGGAGAUUUUCAGCAUUACAAUACAGUAAUGGGGCCAGGGUGGAAACUUAGUUUAAGUCCAGGCAUCUGUAACAAGUUGGAAGAAAUUAUUGGAGAAGCCAUCAUUCCCUUCUGGCCUUGAGUCUUGUCUAGUUAGGAAGCAUUUUUUUAAAAAAAUCUGGCAAAUGUUAAUUUGAUUAUUUUAUAAGGAAGGUGUCCUUAGGUUUAGAAUAUGGGAUGUAGUUCUGGGAGUUUUUCUGGAGGUUUGGGGAGGAAAGAUUACAGGGCUGAGGAAUCUACUGCCCUUAGUUACAUGACUGGGCAUCUGCUUCAAGGAGCCUUUUUCUAUUAAUGCCAUAGCAUAGGUGCUUUUUUUGCCCCAAUUCUGUGCCAGAGCCCAGGUAAUAGCCACCUUUCCUUGGCUUGGGGAGUGAUUCCUGCAUGCAGUCUUUGUUCCUGACAUGGUCCAACUAAGACGAGCCUGCCAGAUGUCUUACCCCGCUGGUAUUCACUCAUGGCCCAGGCAGUGAGCGGACCUUCCUUUUUGGACCAUGAAUCAGCUCAAGCCAGCUGCCUGCCAUUCACAUUCUAUAGUAAUCGCUCAACUCCUUCUCCUUGGUAACUCCACUUGUGAGGCCUAGUCAACUAGAAUAUGUAGUUCAUGAAACUUCUGGCCUUUUUGUGGCUUGACCUGUGGCAGCAUACAUAGCUGUAGCAACUCGGCUACACUUUGCAGUUUUGGUGCUUUUGCUGUUCAUUUUUGACACCCCCCCCCCCAAGUUUUCUGUGUAUGAAAGUGUAGCUUCUGUUGUUCAAGAGCUUGGUGUCAGGGGAAAUGUGUUUUAUGCACAUUUGUGGAUGUAUUUCUCCUUGGAGAGGUCAGCUGACAGCUGCUCUGAGAAGCAUUAAACAUUAAAUUGAAAUAGGGCCUUGGUCAGAGCAUGAAUACCAACUUCUUAUUAGAGGGAGGGGCUCUUUUGACUCGGUGCUUGCUGUGGAGCUAGAGCUUGCUUUGAGCUGCAUGACUAACUUCUGUCAUUACACAGAGGAAAGGAAAUGUCCUGUAGCCAUAGUUCUUGCUGCUAUGAAUGGUUCUAGUCCGCAGUCUUACCUCUUGGUAUCUGGUUUCAUUUAUAGCUAGUGAAAUAUCUGUAUAUAGCCAUGUAAAAUUGCCUGUUUUGGAAAGCAAAUGACAUAACUCACCUAAUUAGAAAGUGUUACUUUCCUUGAGCUCCUUCUAUGUGAUGAUUUCUUAAGGAGACAAUAUUUCUAGCCUGUGGUUUGGUGGGAAAGAGGACUUGGUCCUUGGACUACCAUUUUCACCUUCUCGCACAUGUCAUUCAAAGGAAACCAUACUCUGUUAGUUCCUCUCCCGUUAAAAUAUGUCAGUGAUACAUUUUCAGGCACUGCUAUUCCUCUCUGUGGCGUAAAGGAGUAGAUUGUUCUUUUUAACUUUACAGGACUCCAGGAAGCUCUUCCAUUUUUCUCUCAUAUUAUAGAGAAUAUAACACAUCCUAUUUCCCUACUGUAAUGUAGACUUGAAGAAGAGGUUGCAGUUAUGUGAGUGGCCAACUGCAUGUGAAGUAUAUUUUAUCCAGUAAAAACUCCUAAUUAGAAAUCAGCUCAUAACAGUGGCUGAAGGCCCUGUCUUGAUCUUUGUAUUCUUGCCCUUACUGCUUAUCGUAUCACUCAGUUCUGUGGCUAGUUUGGGAAGUUGGUUAGGCUUAUGUGGCCUCAUGGUAUAGACAACCCGUGCAAAGGAAGCCAAGCCUUCCUAUUUAAAUAGAACAUCUUUUCUCCCACUAAGAGUAGUAAAUAUUUGUACCUCUUAAGUACUCCUGGGCCAAGUGAGGGAAUUUUUGGCGGUGGCAGCAGGUGGUAUUUGUGCAGAAUGGUGCUAUCUCAACAGCUACCUGGCUUGGAGAAGGUAAGCAUGUUCUCCUAUAGUGUAAAAUUAAUUACAGCAAUAAGGCAAACAUUGACUACAACACUAUGUUAAACUUAGCAACAAAUUGUAGCAGGGCUUGUUCGGAAUAUUGCCCAGCUAUGGUGGAAUGGGAAAAUCGAGAUAGCAGCAGUUUCUUUUCAUUAUGUGAAAGUGGUAGCUUAAAAAUAAAAGUUCCCUAAAUUCUCCUUUUGUACCCACAGCCUAAAUCACUAUCCUAUGAAUCUGCCUGUAGUUUGAAUGUACUUGCUCUUCUGCUGAUAACCACGCCCUUGUAUAACUUGUACUUGAUUUAGCACGCACAUUUCCACUAUGCAGCAAUGAAAGGGUUAUCAGCAUAGGCAACAGGCUUGGGCAGUGCUGUAGAAU